AAAGUUGCGAUAUCUUCUAAAAAGAAAAAUCGAAUGACAUCACUUGAAAACUUUACAUCCAAGUUAACAGCACUUGUUGUAGAUGACACUGAUCUCAUUCGAAAAAUUCAUCAAAAAAUGUUGAAUAGUUUAGGAGUGAAAAGUGAAGGUGCGAAAAAUGGAAAAGAAGCACUUGAAAUUCAUAGCUAUGGCAAAAAAUUUGACCUAAUUCUCAUGGAUAAAGAUAUGCCUAUCAUGAAUGGCCUUGAGGCAACAAAGGAACUUCGUGCAAGGGGAAUUUGUAGCACUAUUGUUGGAGUGUCAUCACAUUCAAUGGAAGAGGAAAUAGUCAAGUUUAUGGAAGCGGGACUAGAUGAGUAUCAAGAGAAGCCUUUGAACAAAGUGAAACUUAGUUCUAUUCUUGACAAGAUCAAACACAAUCUCAUGUCCAAUUGAAAAUCCAACCCUACUAUGUGAUGGAUGCAAGUAAUUGAAGAAUAUGUAGUAUUUGUAUUUCUUUCCAAUUUCCUUGUAUUCUUUUUCAUUUGAAUCGUUUUGUAGCUCUAUGUUUUUAAGAAAUAAAUUAUUCUAUCUUUUUUA
Molecule: messenger RNA, 579 nt
Organism: Vicia villosa (hairy vetch)
Lineage: Eukaryota; Viridiplantae; Streptophyta; Magnoliopsida; Fabales; Fabaceae
Product: two-component response regulator 24-like
Exons: 2
Coding region: 34-435 (133 amino acids)
Biological process (GO): phosphorelay signal transduction system
Source: RefSeq, a predicted model, not a curated record